GGCAUUUCUAAAUUAUUUACCAGCACGCACAGCUGACAAGUUUAUGUUAUUUGAUUAUAUCUAAGAUAAAUACAAAAAACAUGUAAUUUAUUUAAGUUGAUAUCAAUAUACAGCCUUAAGUUUCGCUCUAAAUAUCAACAUCAAAACAUCAAAAAUUGUAACAACUUGAGAUUACAAAAUGUCCAAGCCCGACGUUAUGUUUCAUCCAAUAAUUAGCUCUAUACAAAGAAUAGCUCUUUAUGAAACUAAAGCGAGAUUUUACCUGAUUGGCUCUAAUAAUACCCAAACUAGAUUUCGAGUGUUGAAAAUAGACAGGACAGACUCCAAAGAGCUGGCACUGAUAGAUGACAAAGUGGAGUAUAACAAGCAGGAGAUCCAUCAGCUCCUGAACAUGAUUGGUUGUGGGAAUCGCGCUGGGAAGAACUCCGGAUUCAACAAACUUGUCUCUGCAUUUGGGAUAGUUGGUUUUAUCAGAUUUCUAGAAGGCUAUUACAUUAUUCUAGUAAGGAAAAGGCGUAAGAUAGCCAUGAUAGGUGCCCACUCCAUUUACAAGAUCGAAGACACAUCAACAAUCUACAUUCCAAGCGACAGUAACAAACCACAGCAUCCAGACGAACAGAGAUACUUGAAGAUGUUCCUUGCUAUAGACUUGUCAACGAAUUUCUAUUACAGUUAUAGUUACGAUAUAACACACACUUUGCAAAUGAACAUGGCGCCGCCUCGGAAGCUGGCGCCAGCGUUGUUCCCCGAGCCGGUAACUGCAGCUGUGUAUCGGUCAAAUCUGCACUCUAAUGUUGAAGAAAAGUGCACUUGUCAGGCGGUUGAUGAUGAUGAAGAUAUAUUUGAAACUUGGAAAAGGCAGUUGCAGCAGAGGCAGCAGAACUCAAGAUCGGAGUCCAGAGCAAGCUUAGAGUUUGGUGUCCGAACCGUCCCAGAGUGGAGAUUUGUUUGGAACAGCCACCUUCUGUCGCCGGUGCAUUCUCAGCUUCAUCCCGACUGGAUCCUCUACAUCGUGCAUGGGUUCAUUGAACAGAGCAACCUCAACAUUUUCGGUCGCCCGGUCUACAUCACCCUGGUAGCCAGAAGGAGCAACCGAUACGCCGGCACCAGGUUCCUGAAGCGAGGAGCCAACAUGCACGGAGACGUGGCCAACGAGGUGGAGACCGAGCAGAUCGUUCAUGACUCUAUGGUGUCUUCGUUCUCCAAUGGCAGCUUCAGCUCCUUCGUCCAAAUGCGGGGCUCGAUCCCCAGCUUCUGGUCCCAGGACAUUUCCAAAAUGGUCCCAAAACCCCAAAUCUCCAUCGACCUCAGCGACCCCUUCGCAGAAAUACCCGCUAAGCAUAUCAACAACCUCAUGCGGAGAUACGGCGCCCCCAUCAUGAUACUUAAUCUGGUGAAGAAGAGAGAGAAGAAAAGACAUGAGUCGUUGUUGACUGACGUUAUUAGUAAUGCGGUGAAGUAUCUCAACCAGUUUUUGCCUCCGGAGCACGGCAUUCAGUACUGCCAUUUGGACAUGGCUAGGAUGAAUAAAGGGGCUGAUGCUAAGGUUUUGGAUAAGCUAGCCUUAUUCGCGCGAGUGGCCGUGCGCCGUACGGGCGUGUUCCUGAGCGGCGCGCGAGGCCGAGGGGAAGCCGACGGCGCGCCCGGGGCCGACGAGGAGGGCGGGGCGCCCGGGCACCAGCGCGGCCGGCUGCAGACGGGCCUCGUGCGCGUCAACUGUGUGGACUGCCUCGACCGCACCAACACCGCGCAGUUCGCCAUCGGCAAGGUCGUGCUGGCUCAUCAGCUAUACGCUCUAGGCUUGAUAGGGUCUCCCGUGGUCGAAUUCGACUCGGACUGCGCGCGCCUACUGGAGGGGCUGUAUGAGGACCACGGCGACACCCUAGCCUUACAGUACGGUGGCUCACAACUGGUACACAGAAUCAAAACCUAUCGCAAAACAGCCCCCUGGGCAUCCCACGGCAACGACAUAAUGCAAACGCUCAGCCGCUACUACUCCAACACCUUCUCCGACGCUGAGAAACAGAACACCAUGAACUUAUUCCUGGGACUGUUCAUACCAGACGCGGGCAAGCCGGCCAUAUGGGAGUUCCCGAGUGAUUACUAUCUGCAUCACCCGGAGGCUGUCGUUUAUAUACCGAGAAACAGAUCGCUAACAAAAUGGUGGGACGAUGACGUACUAAAGUACCUGCCUUACCCGACCAACGAAAUGCGCAAGCUGUGCUGCGAGAUCAUCGGCAUGCAGGGGGACGCGGGGGCCCUCGAGAUGGUGGAUACCUACCACGACUAUAACAGGCCCUUCGAGUACACUGUCUUCGCCGAGUGCUACGAGUUCAAGAUGUGCCACACGUUACGCGACUUGACACCGACAUUCGCAGAGAGCUUCAGUCCUUUUGUCGUGAGAGGCCGAGCUGUGACCAGAAGCAGCACCAACCCCGGCCUCAGCGGACGUGCCUCCACUGCGUCUAACAAUUCUAGCGACUCGGACAGCGCGUCGUCCACGGAGGACGAGCUGAGCAGCUCGCCGGGCGGGCGCGGCGCGCGGGCCGCCCCCGCCGCCGCCCCCGCGCCCGCCCCCGCCCCCGCCGAGCCGCCCUUCGUCGCCGUCAAGCGGCGCAACCGACUCACUCUCAAGGAGCCUAGCAAGGCCGACAUGACUGUAUACAAGCGCUACGUAAACUUCGAGCGCCGCUCAAACCCGCAGUACAAGCCGACCAGCCCGGUCACCGUGACGGUGAGCAGUGCGUUCACGAUCGACAGCUCGGCGGACGUCAUCCCGCCCACCGUGACGCGCGGCGCGCGCGACCUGUACCGCGACUAUAUCCGGCGGAGCACCGGCAGGACGGCCGUGACGCCACAGACCGAAGAGAUAUAUGCGAGAUAUGUCGAGUUUGCACAAUGAAUUGUGUAAAAUAUUUUUUCUAAAAUGUGUAUUGAUCUCAAAUGCGAAGAAAUCUAAAGAAAGAAAUAUUUUUGCGUCUGUGUUUUACUAUCCAACUUAAGGGAAACAAGCGUACCGUUUGAUCAAAUCGACAUCCCAGGAUGUCAUGUAGUCUAUAGACGCUUGCAAUCCAAGUUUUGUCACUUGCGCGUUACCGAAUAUAAAUAUAGACAUUAUUAAACAAUUUGUUGAUUAUAUCAUUCAUAGUUUAUAUACUCAUGUAAAAUAAAUAAAGUUGUCAGUAAAA
Molecule: messenger RNA, 3188 nt
Organism: Cydia pomonella (codling moth)
Lineage: Eukaryota; Metazoa; Arthropoda; Insecta; Lepidoptera; Tortricidae
Gene: FIG4
Product: polyphosphoinositide phosphatase
Exons: 14
Coding region: 179-2902 (907 amino acids)
Biological process (GO): phosphatidylinositol dephosphorylation
Cellular component (GO): intracellular membrane-bounded organelle
Molecular function (GO): phosphatidylinositol-3,5-bisphosphate 5-phosphatase activity
Source: RefSeq, a predicted model, not a curated record